AUGGGUGGCGACGAGCACCAUCAUACUGUUACUCGGGAUGAGUUAAUGAAACCAUAUGAGCCCUCUUUUGUCGAGAGACAUGUAGUACCGGGGCUCGCUGCAAUUUUUGAUGUGCCAGUGACGCUUUUCCGAGCGCGUAAAGACGAUAGACGUGGGUGUAUGGAAAAGUUGGGGUUACAAGAUAAAACAAUGAGAGUAAGACUUGUGGAUACAAACAUUCUACGUAUACUAAAACGUCGACGUGAUGAAUGUGCUAUGUGGCAUCGCUACGAAGCAGAAGAUGUGGAGCGGUUUUGCAAGAAUAUUAUUAAUGAGCACGAAGAAGCCGCUGUAAACUAUUUCAUUAAAUGCAAGUUUGUUUUACGGCGUCUUUUGUUCAAGACUGUGGUCCUGAGCAUGAGAAUCGAAGUUUAUUAUCCCAUUUCAUAUGUCCGGUAUAACGACGAAACAGUUUCAUNNNUCAUGAGGAGUUAUCCGGAUUUAGUUCAAGUCUAUGGGGAACUGUCUUGGAAUACGGAUGUACGACAUGCAUUCAUGAAACAGAAGCAUCGCAUGCUAUGGGAACGACGUAACGGUCCUGUUGGAACUGGUGAACGAAGUGUUCUGAAUACGCAGAAAGCCAUUGCGAAAGCAGACGAGAUCGUUCAGCAGAAAACCGAUGAUAUGUUUAGCAUACUACGUCGUACUUUGGGACCACGAAGUUUACCGAAAGAAAUGCGACCCUGA
Messenger RNA from Echinostoma caproni, 726 nucleotides. The record is from the annotation of a GenBank genome assembly. NCBI's taxonomy places the organism in Eukaryota, Metazoa, Platyhelminthes, Trematoda, Plagiorchiida, Echinostomatidae.